GCUCGAUGCGUCUGCUGAAGUCUUGGUCUGUAAACAUGCCAUCGGAUGACCAGCUGAAGAGAAACAAACCAACACACACUUUUAUAUCCACUGAAGUUCAACUGUUGUAUCAAGGCACCAUGUGAAAUCUCCAUAAAAUGGCUACGUGUGUGUGGUCAGCAGUCGCCUGGACACUCAAGGGCCUGUUGUGCACAUGGAGGUUUUUCUGGGUCAGCCCAUAUUGUGCUCUAAAAUCUGCCCCAUGGACGGAGAACGCAGCGGAUACUGACCAUAAACUGACCACAGUUGUCCAAGGUGUCAAGCAUCUCGCAGGGACAGAUGUGAACACAGUCUCUGAGAAGAAGGACAGAGCAGAACACGGUGUUCAGCGUGAACGCCUGCACAAGAGACUGUUAAAGGCUGAAGGGGAGAUCCAGGAGCUGAAGAUAGAGAUCGCAAACCAGAGAGCAUCAUGGGAGAUGCGGUUUGUGGAGCUGCGAAGGAGACAACGUGAUCUGAGAGACCAGUUGAGCGCUGAGGUUCUGGUGAGGUCUGGAUUGCUGUACAGAGACACCGAUUCAGAUGAUACAAACGAGGUCUUUGUAGAGUCCGGGUUGGAGAACGGACUGGAUUCUGAGGAGAAGGAACAUGAAUGUUCUAGUGGUCUCAGUCUCAGACAGAUUCACCAGCAGAAGGGAUCUGACAUGGGAUUGCUUAGUGGUGUUACCGGCCCAUCAGACUCCAGAGCCACUUCUGCCAUGUCUAACAUCAGUGUAAGGUCUUGGCGGAGUGGAGGUGGACCUCAUCGAGUGUUCGUUCCGCACUCUCCCCUGGAUCUGAAGAUCGGGCACAGGGUCCGGAUCAUGUUACCCUCGGGCCGGAUCAGCACCGGUACCUUACGCUUCCUGGGCAACAUGAGGAACUCUCCCGACUACCAUCUCGGCGUGGAGCUGGAGUCGGCGGACAACGGACAGCAUGACGGCGCCUGUGGAGGGCACUGCUACUUUCACUGUGACCCUGGCCAUGGAGCAUUUGUAGCAUUCAGUAAACUGUUGAUGGCUUGGGAGUGAAUAAGGGACACUAGUGAAGAACUGCAGUCGC
Rhinichthys klamathensis goyatoka is the source of this 1080-nucleotide messenger RNA. RefSeq lists its product as uncharacterized. The transcript has 9 exons. Lineage: Eukaryota; Metazoa; Chordata; Actinopteri; Cypriniformes; Leuciscidae. The coding region runs from base 138 to 1049 and encodes 303 amino acids. The record is from RefSeq and is a predicted model, not a curated record.